Molecule: messenger RNA, 635 nt
Organism: Colletotrichum godetiae
Lineage: Eukaryota; Fungi; Ascomycota; Sordariomycetes; Glomerellales; Glomerellaceae
Exons: 3
Coding region: 100-321 (73 amino acids)
Source: RefSeq, a predicted model, not a curated record
GGAACCGACUCGUAUAAGAACGACGAUCGUUUCCUCCUAGACGAAUGCUACCUUCGACCUACUUACGUUCAACCCAUCUCUACAGUCUUUCUCGCCAAGAUGCAGUUCACUCAACUCCUCCUCGCUGUCGUCCCGUUCAUCGGUUUGUCGCAAGCCUAUCUUUGCUCGUGCGAUCGCAGCACAACUGCAUCAAUCACUUGCUGCCCUGACAUUCAGAAAUGGAAUGGCUAUGAGUGUGAGCCAGCUGAUCGUCAAGCCUACACCGAUUGCUGUGCGGAUCAGUUCUCCACUACGACCUUCUGCAGAGAUGGCAGCGUUUAAGUUGGUUGAGCAUAUGUGGUCUUCCUGAUAUAUAACUUGGCAUAAAAAUAAUUGCAAGUUAAAGUCUCAAGCAAAUUGAGUAGUUGACGUGCUGGUUGUACCUUGAGCGAUGUUUAUUCCCCAAAGCCAUACUUCUUUCUGGAUCCCUCACGCAUCUUCGUCCCAUAAAGAAUAUUCCUCAAAAUAGACGUUAUGGAUUCUCUUCGCAUAGUCGACCAAAGUAGGGAAACUCAUGAUGACACCUUUGCUAUCCGGAGCCCUAUUAUCAAACAUGUUAGUCAGUUCUUCGUGCACAGCAUCGCACUGGAAUGGUG